Messenger RNA from Candidula unifasciata, 1038 nucleotides. The record is from the annotation of a GenBank genome assembly. NCBI's taxonomy places the organism in Eukaryota, Metazoa, Mollusca, Gastropoda, Stylommatophora, Geomitridae.
AUGACAGGGCAAGAUCCAUGGGCUCCAUUUGAAGGCAAGUACAAGAUCCACGAAGAAUCCAGAGAGUUUGGGAGAUUGCUAAUAGCCAGCGGGUUUAAGUCGCUCUCGGAACUUGGUGUUGAAAAAGCGAAACAAGUAGUUUCAACUCAGUUUGUAGCCUUAAGUGGAGAGGUUGACUUCGACGGUGAAGAAAAAGAAAUAAUUAUUCCGUCCCCAUACACUUUAGAGGGAAUUCCUGUAUCAGUCUACAAACCUACUUCAGCACCGGAAGUCCCAGCUAUCAUGGUAUACUUUCAUGGUGGUGGCUGGGUCCUUGGUAGUAGAAAGACCCAUGAGGUAACCCUCAAGAUCAUAGCUAGAGAUUCUGGAGCUAUCGUUGUCAAUGUUGAAUACCGCUUGAUGCCAAUUCCUGAUGAACCUUAUGCACCAUUGGAUGAUGCUGAAGUCGUGACGAAGUGGCUGAUGGAAAACAAAGAGGCUGUUGGUGGGAAACCCAACAGUAAAUUUGGUGUCGGUGGUGACAGCUCGGGUGGGCAGCUUGCUAUUGGGACCACCAACGAAGUUUCUGGUUUAGACUUUCAAAUCUUGGUCUAUCCGUUGGCAGAUACCUCUUUAUCACAGGACACUGUCCGGGAAUUCAAACAGGUUCCAGGACUUGAUGAAAACGACAUUAAAUUUUACCUUCAUCACGGCUACAGCCAAAUUCCAGAUCUUUUGACCAAUCCCAGAGUCAACGGAAUGGCAAGAACGAAUACUGCGACGUCACCUCCAGCUCUGAUUAUUCUAGCAGAGCUAGACCUGUUGAGAGGCGGUGGAAUCGACUAUGCGGAGAAGUUACGUGCUGCUGGGGUUAAAGUUCAACUGGAGGUCAUCCGGGGAGUUCCACAUGCGUUCUUCACGUUGAGAAAAAUCUUUGAAACAACAACUGCCCAAGCUUACGAUUACAUUGUCAAGUUUCUUAAGCAAUUUCAAAAGUGUUCCAGUGACGGAAAACCUGAUCACACUGUUUUUUGCUGUUGUCGUUUUUUUCUACGAUAA